ACCAUUUUUAGCCAUACAUCCAUGAUUACAUUUGCCAACAGAAAAGAUGUUUACUGCAUAUUUCACAAUCAAAACAUUGUUACAAAUGUUGUGUUAGUGUAAAUGUUGGAAGAGGUUGCAGUGAUACUACAAGUGAAAAGUCAGUUUUAUUACAUUCAGUUCAACACUGAAUAUGGCUAAUUUUAUGAUCAGAGACAGGGUGUUUUGAGUUUUUGUGUGCUUAUGAAAAGCACUGGCACAGAAAAAAUGUGGAGGGGUGGGGAAAAUGGCAGCCUCGUGCCCUUGCCGUUUGUGAUUGGCUGAAGCCAUAGGGAAGAGGAGGGGCCUCUUUGCCACUGUUUCUGUAGAGAGGGAGGCAGGGGAAAGAGGCGAGAGAGAGCAAAGGAAGAUAAAUGAGCAGAGAGGGGUUCUCCCAGCAUCGGUAUGCCUGCCUACCUCAUUUUUACUUGAUACUUGCUGCUCCUCUGAGUAGACACAAGAGCUGAGGUGUGUAUCUGGAUGUGCAUCAGCCACACUGCGCACUGCCUUCAUCCUCUCCGCUCACGCCAAUCUGUUGUAAUCCAGUUGUGAAGGACCAGACAGAAACUGCAAGCGGAUAUGAAAGAGUCUUGAAAGGCGACUAAAGGAGCAGCAAGAAAGGAGAGGAAAAGAAGAGGAAACAGGAAAGAGAAGCAAGACAGAGGUGGAGUUAGAGGACAGAAUAAAACGGAGGGAAUAUCAAUUUAUGCAUGCAGUGUAUUACAAAAUGUCUUUUACUAGGAGCUGUGUUUGUGACUCUGGACUGUAGACGGAUAAGAAAAAGCUUCAGUCCGUUUUCUGCAGCUGCAGCAGAUGUUGGAGCCAUCUAUGACUUUAUAGGGAGAGGGGACAUUUUAAGCACAGAUUGGAGUUGAGUUCCUUAAAACAAAGUCAAUUUUUUUUCUGUUUGUUUCCUUUUGGUGCCUAGAGUGGGGAGGUUUGCUGUACUGGAAAAACAAUGCACGUUUCUUUUUGUGUGUAAAUAUUUUUUGUGUGGACCCUGGUGAUUUUGUACCGCUGUGUGAAAUCACAACUGUCUGGACUGAGGACAAACCCCGGGAGCUUCCUCACCUUUGUCUGUCCUUUCUAUCCCUCCUGCAUUUGAAAUGGCAGAUGGCGGCAGUCUCAUGAUGGAAUCACAGCAUGGGGCUUUUUAUUUGGAUUGAAAGCAUACAGCUCGUUUCAGUACCAGCCCCCUACCUGACUAAAUAGUCCUUGGGUUCAUUGUAUCCUUGAAGGGCCCCUUAAGACGAGUUUUUCUGCCCAAGAUGAUGAAUUCCUCCCUGGAUCCACUGAACCACAGCUCUACGGACCCGUCGAACCUUUCUGCUCCCUUUUGCCUACUUGAGAUAGGCUACUCCCAAAUUUUUAACACCUGCCUACUUGAAGUGUCUAUCAUACUACUUCUGACUGUUCUGAUUAUUUCAGGAAAUCUGGUGGUGAUUUUUGUGUUUCAUUGUGCUCCCUUACUCAGCCAUCAUACCACCAGUGCUUUCAUCCAGACAAUGGCAUACGCUGAUCUGCUGGUGGGGGUCAGUUGCCUGUUUCCCUCCAUGUCCCUUCUGCAUCACCUCCAAGGCCUGGACCCCAAACUCACCUGCCAGGUGUUCGGGUACAUGGUAUCUGUUUUAAAGUCUGUUUCAAUGGCAUCGUUAGCGUGUGUUAGUGUAGACCGCUAUAUUGCCAUCACACGACCUCUGACUUAUGCAUCAUUAGUAACACCGUGUCGUGUGCGCUGCUGCAUUAUUCUCAUAUGGUUAUACUCUGCCCUGGUGUUUUUACCAUCCUUUCUCGGAUGGGGUAAGCCUGGUUACCAUGGUGAUGUGGUAGAGUGGUGUGCAGUUGAGUGGAGGACUCGUCCGGUUUUCACAACUUUUAUCGUCGCUCUGCUUUAUGCCCCAGCUGCUCUAACUGUCUGCUUCACCUACGCCAAUAUCUUCAAGAUCUGCCGGCAGCACACCAGAGAGAUCAGUGAGCGCCAUGCACGUUACCGACCCCAGCAGCUGCAGGGUCCGGGGUCAACUGUGGGAUCUACAGUGAAGGAGGCCAAUGUAGUGGACCAAGGGCAGUUGCCCCACUUAACCCAGUCACAAAAAUCACAGCACCACCAACCACAUUAUCAGCAGCCCUCAUCAACGUACCCAGACAAGCGAUAUGCUAUGGUACUGUUCCGCAUCACCAGUGUGUUUUAUAUCCUCUGGUUGCCCUACAUCCUCUACUUUCUCUUGGAGAGUGGAGGGAUCUACCAUCACCCAGCAGCUUCAUUUCUCACUACAUGGCUGGCCAUUAGCAACAGUUUCUGUAACUGUCUCAUCUACAGCCUCUCUAACUCAGCAUUCAGAAAGGGCCUCAAACGGCUCUGCUCUUUCUGUUUACAGAGUAGUGGCAGUGGUUUUGGGGUGAGGAACACCAAAAAGGCUUUCGUUGGAUCUGUUGACAGGGGUUGUGGAGGGCCUGGGUAUGGAUACGGCCAUGGAGAUACUGGAAUCAGCACAACAUGUCAUGUGUAGCGAGAACACAGUGAAAUCACUGGGCCAAAUUAGCAUUUGAACUUCUUAAACCAGGUCUGAUGUGGCUGCUGUAAAAUGUCACCUUAAGAUGAAACAUGUGAUAAAGACAGGAGGAGGCAUGAAUCUGCCUCUGCCACUUCUCUUGCAUUUGGAGGGCAUGCAGGAGUCUGCACUCUGCGCAUGUCACAGCUGGCAUUGAAAGAUGAGAAGAAAGGGAGUUGAGAAAAAGCGUGGAAGGAUAAAAAGGCUUAAAUUAGCCUGCAAGCUGUUUACGGAAACCCAGCAUACUGUUUGUGAACAGGUGAUGGAUGGAAGGCGACGUAAAGGAGAGGAAAUAGGUGUCUGACCAUCUCUCCAGAUGUGAAGUCUAGUGAGGUCAAAGUGUUUUUCCCAUCCGUUUUUCUUCAGGAAAGUGAACCUAACUUAUUGCCAAAUCAAAAUAUGAUAUGGACUGAUUAUUAAGAAGAUUACAUUAUUUCAGAAGUGUAUGUGCAGUAUGUGAAACAUGAACUUUAUCUGUUGCCCAUUAUCAGCACGGUAUGUGAUGAAAGCAAAAAUGAAGAAAUAAUUGCAAACACAAGUUAACUGCUGUGUCCUACUAUUGUAGUGCUGAGGUAAACUGCCAAUAUCUGCUUUUUUGGUUUUACAUGCUCUGAUCCCCUUCAUGUUUAUAAAUGUUAAAGGUGAUGCAAAUGAGUGUAUACGUAGUUGGUUAUUUUUGUUGUGAACCGUAUUGACUCAAUGAUUUAUCUCAUCGUAUGAUUGAUGAAUUGAUUUGUCAAGUCAAAAUUUGAAGAGAUGAUGUAGAUGAUCUAGAGCUUGUACACAUUUUAUAGAUUGUUUGGCUGAACGGCUUAUGCUUUGUCAGCAUCUGUUGAUGAUUUUUUAAUUAUUUAUUGAUCCACAUUGUUGUAUGAAACAAGAAAUAUGUCUUCAAGUAAGAAUUUAGUUUACAAAUAUCGCUGUUUGUAAAAUAUGCCAUGAAAUUCUACCCUGUUUUGGUGUACGACUGUUAACCUGACACUAAGAGAAGAUUUGUUUUUGAUCUUUUUUUUCCUGUAAUUUUGCUGUACAACUAAAAUAGACCAAGUCAGAACAAGACAAUGAUGGGAUGUAUUUUUUUACUAAAGUAUUAUCAGUGGUACAUCACUUGGGGUUAUUUUUUCAGUAGUUAAAAUGUAAAGCAAUCAGAUAAAUGACCCAUUAGCUGUGAUCCUUCUCCUCUUGUUCUAUCGAUUGCCUUAGAUCAACAGUCUUAAUAUAUACUGUAUCGUGACUGCUUUAUUGUGCCUGAGUUUGGGGACUGUUGCAGGCACACACACACAUACACACACACACACACGCAUACAAAUAAAUAAACAGUGUGACACAGGGGCAGCACAUGACAGACAAACUAUCAGCGAGGUGUGUGUCUACCAGCGAACCCCUCUUGUUGCACCAUGAUAAAGGUUCAAUCUCACUGUCCUAGGAACAGUAUUUGUGUGUAUUUGUGUGUGUGUGUGUGUGUGUGUGUGUGUG
Molecule: messenger RNA, 4046 nt
Organism: Sphaeramia orbicularis (orbiculate cardinalfish)
Lineage: Eukaryota; Metazoa; Chordata; Actinopteri; Kurtiformes; Apogonidae
Product: probable G-protein coupled receptor 21
Exons: 3
Coding region: 1287-2528 (413 amino acids)
Biological process (GO): G protein-coupled receptor signaling pathway
Cellular component (GO): membrane
Molecular function (GO): G protein-coupled receptor activity
Source: RefSeq, a predicted model, not a curated record